Molecule: messenger RNA, 1349 nt
Organism: Pistacia vera
Lineage: Eukaryota; Viridiplantae; Streptophyta; Magnoliopsida; Sapindales; Anacardiaceae
Product: probable pyruvate, phosphate dikinase regulatory protein, chloroplastic
Exons: 3
Coding region: 21-1199 (392 amino acids)
Molecular function (GO): ATP binding; transferase activity, transferring phosphorus-containing groups
Source: RefSeq, a predicted model, not a curated record
AAUAAAAAUAAAAAUAAGAAAUGAUAGUUUGUUUAAGCUCCUCCAACCUCCCAAAACUCCAUUCCUCACCAACCUCUUCCAACCAAACCACUCCCGAGCCUCACUCCGAACCGAAGCCUCAGAAACUGAAGACUACGAGUAGCCCUCAGCUGAACCACUGGUCCAGAGCUCGCGCCAUCCGCUCCGGCCGCAAAUUGGACCGACCGGGCCACCGGUCCACCAAUACAGUUGUUGAAGGGAACUCUCCUGUUCAUCUUCAACUCAAUGAUGGGGCUUCUUUAGAGCGUGAAAAAAUAAGUGACGGCCACGAUGUCGUGGAGGCGGCGAAGUCCAUUUACAUGGUCUCUGACGGCACUGGAUGGACGGCGGAACACUCCGUUAACGCUGCUUUGGGCCAAUUCGAGCACUGUUUGGUUGAUCGGGGAUGCGCUGUAAAUACACAUCUCUUCUCAGGGAUUGAAGAUCUAGAGCAGUUAAUGGAGAUAGUAAAGCAAGCAGCUAAGGAAGGAGCAAUGCUUGUUUACACUUUAGCUGAUCCUUCCAUGGCAGAGUCUGCGAAGAAGGCCUGCGAGAUUUGGGGAAUACCGUUCACUGACAUAUUGGGUCCAAUUACAGAGGCAAUUGCAUCCCAUCUUGGUGUUUCACCGUCUGGCCUUCCACGUGGAGCUCCUGGCCGGAAUGUUCCUCUUAGUGAGGAGUACUUUCGACGGAUUGAAGCAAUUGAGUUUACCAUUAAGCAAGAUGAUGGAGCAUUGCCUCAAAACUUGAAGAAGGCUGACAUUGUUCUAGUGGGUGUUUCUCGUACUGGGAAAACUCCACUAUCCAUUUAUUUGGCACAGAAAGGAUACAAAGUGGCAAACGUACCAAUUGUGAUGGGUGUGGACUUGCCAAAGAGUCUUUUUGAGGUUGAUCCAGAAAAAGUUUUUGGUUUGACUAUAAAUCCAUUGGUUUUGCAGACAAUUAGAAAAGCAAGAGCCAAGAGUCUGGGGUUUAGUGAAGCAACAAGGAGUAAUUAUUCUGAGAUGGAUCAUGUUAGGGAGGAACUGGAAUUUGCCAGGAGCAUUUUUGCACAGAAUCCUGUUUGGCCUGUUACUGAAGUGACAGGCAAAGCAAUUGAAGAAACUGCUGCAGUUAUACUGAGACUCUAUCAUGACCGGAAAAACAGGUGCUCAAUGCCACGAAUCGCAAAGCGCUACUAGAAAGGGUAAAAUUCAUGUUCUCAAAACUGCUUAAAUGUGGAUGUGAAAUAUUAGUGAGCCUAUAUCAGAUUGUAUAAUAGAUUGUAAAUUCAAUAGAAAUAUAGUGGAACAUAGCGAAGGAGUAUGCUUUAUUAAUUUUCUUUUCAAUCA